Aedes aegypti (yellow fever mosquito) is the source of this 4765-nucleotide messenger RNA. It is a transcript of the gene DNApol-alpha180, whose product is annotated as DNA polymerase alpha catalytic subunit. The record is from RefSeq and is a predicted model, not a curated record. The coding region runs from base 160 to 4686 and encodes 1508 amino acids. Gene Ontology annotation, molecular function: DNA-directed DNA polymerase activity; DNA replication origin binding; pyrimidine nucleotide binding. Gene Ontology annotation, cellular component: alpha DNA polymerase:primase complex. The transcript is spliced from 7 exons. Lineage: Eukaryota; Metazoa; Arthropoda; Insecta; Diptera; Culicidae. Gene Ontology annotation, biological process: mitotic DNA replication initiation; DNA replication; leading strand elongation.
AGAGCGGUGUUUGGCGCGAAAACAAAACAGAUGUCACCGAAAGCAGACCGAUUGCAAGCGAAGUCCGGAUUCAGUGGAUAUUUUUAAAUAAUUUCGGGAUAUUUCCUGCAAAAUUCAUGUGGUUUUUAGUUUAGAAGUGAUCAGUGGAUAUUGCCCAACAUGUGUGACUCACCAAGUUCGGAACAACGAAGCAAACGGCGGAGGAUUGAUAAACAUGGUCGGUUCGCGGCGCUCGAAAAGCUGAGAAACGUAAAAGCGGCCGGCGGCAAGCACAAGUACGAAGUGGACGAAGUCAAAAAUGUGUACGACGAAGUGGACGAGAGCGAGUACGCGAAGAUUGUGAACGAAAGAGCCCGGGAGGAUUUCGUGGAUGACGAUGAUGGAUGCGGGUACGGAUACGUGGAAAACGGCCGUGAAGUGUUCGAUGAGGACGAGCUUGAAGACGAGGGCCCCAGCAGGAGUAAGAAGAAGGAUAAAGGCCAAAAGGGGAAGAAACGCACCAGAGAGGAAGUGACUCCGGCCACUGGGCGGAAGAGUCUGAAGAAUUUCUUCAACAAGGAACGAGAGGCAAAGGUCAAAAUUGCGGAUGAUGAUGCGCUGGCAGAUAUUUUGGGUGAGAUUAACUCUGAGAAGGACGGAGGACAAAAUGAGAGCACUUCCAAACAGUCCAAAGAAAUUCGUCCCAUGAAAAUGCCUACGAAGCCCAAACCCGUUGACAAAGACGAAGAAAUGCGGAAGUAUAUGGAAAACUUCAGUAAGAACAUCAAAAAGUCCGAGAAAGUCGAAGAAGCGGACAGCGACGAAGAGAUGUUGGACCGGGUAAUGAAGCAGAGUUCUUCUGGUCAUAAACAGCAAGCUAAGCCGAAGGCGCCGGUUUUACCAGUGUUUAUAGAACCCGCCAAGGUAGUUAGGGAAAUAUCUCCAGCAGAGCCUGUUAAGAAAGAUGAGGUAAAACGUGAGCCGAUAGCUGAGGAGGACACGGGGUUAUCAAACUUCGGUAAUGACUUUCUCGACGAUGAUUUUGAUUUAACGGGGGUGCAGGAGACUCAAGUGACACAGAAAUGUCCAAUGAGUCAGGUGAAGCACGAAGUGAAAGAGGAUGUCAAAGUCGAUUCAGAAAAACUGCUCAGCGGUUGGGGAAACAUUUGCGUAUCGGAACUGGAGGAAGAUAUGAUGACCGACAUGGACGCAUCCACCUCAGAAGGCCCCAGUUCUGCGGAUGGAGAUGAAACGGUGAGAUUCUGGUUCUGGGAUGCCUGGUCCGAUCCAUCCAAGCGUCAAGGAGAAAUCUACAUUUUUGGAAAAAUGGCCACAGGGAAUAAAGCAAACGAAUUCCAGUCGGUCUGUAUCCACGUGCAGAAUGUCGACCGGUGUAUGUACAUGUUGGCACGUGAGAAAGAAUACAAUCCUUCCAGUAAAACGACAACGGACAAGGAUGUCAGCAUGCUGGAUGUGUUCAACGAGUUCUGUAACGACAUAAGCACUAGCCUCAAAGUGACCAAGUACAGAACAAGGGUCGUUACGAAGAACUUUGCCUACACCAGCGGAAUGGCCAAUUUACAGAUCCCGGCUCAAAGCGAGUACCUGGAAGUGCGUUACAGUGCCAAGCUUCCUCCGCCAGAUACGGAGCGAAAGUAUCGAACCAUUUCACACAUUUUCGGAACCAACACGAAUGUUGUGGAGCAAUUUCUCCUGGAGCGCAAAGUCAAGGGUCCCUGCUGGAUGACAAUGAAGAACUUCAAAAAGAGCAACAGCCCUGCAAGUUACUGCAAAGUGGAAUACGAAGUUCCGGAAAUCAACUGCAUAAGUGUGGCACAGGAUGCGGCCACAAUUCCUCCUCCGCCCCUCGUAAUCUGUGCCAUCAACGUACGAAGCAUACUGAACAAAAGUACAAAUGAAAUUUCCAUGAUAUCCGUGUUGGUUCAUGAUCGAUUCCCGCUGAACAAGCCUCCACCGAAUCCGCCAUUCAAUAAGCAUUUUUGUGGGGCGGCACGUCCCGCCGGAACCAACUGGCCACACGACUUCAAUGCGCAAGACCCGAAGUUGAACACCAAAGUGACCAAAUGCGAAAACGAACGAACUCUGCUGAACUGGUUCCUCUCGUUGUAUGGUACGUUUGAUCCGGAUCUUGUCGUCACCCACGACGUCUAUGGAUUCCAGCUAGAACUGCUCUGUCAACGCAUGAUGGCCUUGAAAAUUCCCCAGUGGUCUCGUAUCUGUCGAUUAAAGAUGAAACUUCCUUCGAGCAAGCGGGUGGAUGAUUUUCUAGUGGGUCGAAUGAUUUGCGAUGUAAAGACCAGUGCCGAAGAGUUGAUCAAAUCGAGAAGCUACGAUCUGAACACCCUCUGCAUGGAGGUACUCAAAAUUCAGGAUGGCGAACGGAAGGACGUGCUGCUGGAUGACAUACCCGGAAUGUACGAAAACACAGCGGACCUGAAGCAACUGAUCGGACUGACCAUGCAGGAUAACUUCUACACGAUGAGGUUGAUGUGCGAACUGAAUGUACUGCCGUUGGCGCUGCAGAUUACCCAGAUUGCGGGCAACCUGAUGAAUCGAACCCUGCACGGUGGUCGUGCGGAGCGGAAUGAGUAUCUUUUACUUCACGCUUUCACCGAGAAGGACUUCAUAGUGCCGGAUAAGGCGCCAAGGGCUGGGCCAGGUUUCACUCAGGACGGACCAGAAUUAGCCACCGAGCGCCGUAAGCCGAAGAGCAAGGCGGCCUAUUCCGGAGGUUUGGUUUUGGAUCCAAUAAAAGGCUUCUACGAUAAAUUCAUCUUGCUGAUGGAUUUCAACUCUCUCUACCCGAGCAUCAUCCAAGAGUACAACAUCUGCUUCACAACGGUUCUUCCACCGCCGCCUUCAGAAGGUGGGGACGAUAGCGAAGAUGCCAAUCCCGUGAUCCUCGAAACCGACGAAAUGGGAAUUUUGCCGCGUCAGAUCCGAAAACUGGUCGAAAGUCGCCGAGCGGUCAAACAACUGAUGAAGGCAUCCGGGUUGGAACCGGAACUUAAGAUGCAGUACAACAUCCGACAGAUGGCUCUGAAAUUGACUGCCAAUUCCCUGUACGGAUGUUUGGGUUACACCAGGUCCAGAUUCUACGCCCAGCACAUGGCCGCUUUGAUUACGCAGAAGGGUCGAGAGAUUCUGAUGAACACCAAAAGCAUUGUGGAGAAGAUGAACUACCAGGUUAUCUACGGUGAUACGGACAGUAUCAUGAUUAACACCAACAGCAUCGACUACGACGAGGUGUUCAAGAUCGGUGCGAACAUCAAGCAGAUCGUCAAUAAGACAUACAAAUGUCUGGAGCUAGACGUGGACGGAAUCUACAAGUAUCUGCUGUUGCUGAAGAAGAAAAAGUACGCAGCCGUUUCGAUCGCGAAGGUUGGUGACGAGAUCAAGUGCACCCAGGAGUUGAAGGGUUUGGAUAUCGUUCGACGUGAUUGGUCCAAACUGGCGGUAAUUGCCGGUAACUUUGUCCUCAGCGAGAUCCUGUCGGACAAACCGAUGGACGAACGUAUCGAGAAUAUCCACACCAAACUGGAGAAGGUUCGGGAUGAUCUGUUGAACGGGGUGACGUACCCUUCGCUGCUGGAGAUCACCAAGCAACUUACACGAUCGUUGAAUGAGUACUCGGACACAGCUCAGCUGCCACACGUGACCGUGGCCAUGCGAAUGAACAAACAACGCAACCGUAACUUCAAACGGGGAGAUGUCGUCGGUUACAUAAUCUGCGAUGAUGGGACAUCUGCUGCUGCCAUGAAACGAGCCUACCACAUCGAUGAACUAAAAGAUCCAGCCAACAAGGACAAAUUGAAACCGGAUGUCGAAUAUUACCUAUCUCAGCAAGUUUUCCCAGUGGUGUUCCGUAUCUGUGAACCUCUGGAAGGAACGGACGCCUGUCGGUUGGCAAUGUGCUUGGGAUUGGAUCCCAAAAAGUUCCAGAGCCUGGGUAUGGCUCUGAAGGAUAACGAACGGAAUUACGUUGACGGUGAAGCGGUUCAGCAAACCAUUACCCAGAAAUAUCGACACUGCCAUUGGUUCGAGUUCACGUGCGUGGUGUGCAAAACGAAAAAUCCGGUAGCUAGCGGAUUUAAGCCAGACGGAGGGCGGUACAAGUCCGUGUUCGAGAAAUGUCGCAACGAGAGCUGCAAAGUGUUGCCUCAGCAGUACCGUCCAGCAAUCGUCAACCAACUGAUAGCAGCUAUUCGCGGCGAUAUAAAGCGGUUUUAUCGGCGCUGGAUGGUUUGCGACAAUCCAAUUUGCAGUCAGAACACCAGGCUCUACUCUCAGGUCGCCGCCAAGAACAAUCCAUACUGUCUGCACUGCCAGAUGGGUCUUCUGGUGCAGCAGUACUCGGAAUCGGAUCUGUAUAAGCAGCUCAACUACUACAGCUACAUGUUCGACUUGAGUCAUCACGAUGGCCGGGUUACGAAGCAGCUAUCGGUCGAGCUGCGAAACAUUUACACAGCGCUCAGUGCAACCGUUGAGCGGUUCCUAUCGCGCUCCAAGUACGCCAACAUCAAACUAUCCGACCUGUAUCUCAACUACGUCAUGAAUCCCAGUUCGCGGCAACCUAAGAUCUACCCCGUCAAAGAGUUGACCGAAACGAUGGCCAACGUGAAGAAAGCACCGCCGGCCAAGGGCACCGAACUGGUUCGGUGGCAGCAGUACCUUAAUUACCAAUGAGGAGUAAGUAAUGUUUGCCGAUGUAUUUUAUAUUCUACGAUUUAAGGGAUGAACUAUUAAAAUGUAAUUUACGACAACA